UUAUUUAUAGCUGACACAUUUCCUGAAACAAGCAACCAGGAGCCUUCCAAUGUGGACUAUGAGUCGGAUACCAAUGAUUAUGAAUUUAAAACUGACGAGGACAGUCACAAUGAAGACAGUCACUUCUUUUUGCACUUGGUUCUAGUAGGACUUUUAAUUAUUAUGGUAUAUAUUGCUUACCACAACAAACGAAAGAUCUUCCUUUUGGUCCAGAAAAGAAGAUGGAGGGACAGCCUGUGCUCAAAGAAUGCUGGUUAUCGUCGUCUGGAUCAGAAUGUGAUUGAAGCAAUGCCUUCUCUUAAAAGAACCAAUAAUUAUACUCUUUGAAGGACUUUAAGCAUUGUCAACUUGUUUGCCUUUUUUAGGAUGAAUUGACAUAACU
Messenger RNA from Nanorana parkeri, 382 nucleotides. RefSeq names its product keratinocyte-associated transmembrane protein 2-like. The annotation marks the transcript as partial. Lineage: Eukaryota; Metazoa; Chordata; Amphibia; Anura; Dicroglossidae. The record is from RefSeq and is a predicted model, not a curated record. The transcript has 4 exons.